Drosophila novamexicana is the source of this 1352-nucleotide messenger RNA. RefSeq names its product guanine nucleotide exchange factor MSS4 homolog (gene strat). Gene Ontology annotation, cellular component: cytosol; membrane. The coding region runs from base 192 to 560 and encodes 122 amino acids. Lineage: Eukaryota; Metazoa; Arthropoda; Insecta; Diptera; Drosophilidae. The transcript has 2 exons. Gene Ontology annotation, molecular function: guanyl-nucleotide exchange factor activity; zinc ion binding. Gene Ontology annotation, biological process: small GTPase-mediated signal transduction; post-Golgi vesicle-mediated transport. The record is from RefSeq and is a predicted model, not a curated record.
AAAUUGUUUUUGGUGCUGAAAUAAAAUAGUAUCGCUCGUAAUAGCUUUCAGUUAUGAAUAACAGCACGCUGUUAAUAGCAGCGUAGUUAAUGUUAAAAUUCUAUCGCUGCUGUUAUGGCCACUGAUAGAAGAAGAAGACGAAUUUGAUAAAGCCGAAAAAAACAAAAAUAAUCCAAACAAAAUUGUUUAAAAUGACAGACGAAGCUAAUUUUGCGGAACAAAUAGUUAAUGAUAAAAACAAAACAAAUGUGCGCUGUCAGUUUUGCAACAGUCUGAUGCUAAAAGCCAAAGAGGGCACCUACGCUGAGCAGCAAAUAGACGUGCCGCUGAUGAUGCAAAAGAAAGACAGCAAAGCCGAUGCGCUCAACACGGAGGCACUGCAUCAUUUCUGGCUGGUCGAGGACAUGAUGUCAUUCGAGAACAUCGGCUUCUCGCACACCGUCGACGGCCGCAAGUUUCUCGUCUGCGCCGACUGCGAACGUGGUCCGGUCGGCUACCAUGAGCUCGCCAGCAAGCGCUGUUACCUGGCCCUGAAGCGUGUGGUGCAUGCGGACGCCUAAGUGGGCACUGGUAACAAUCGGAGGGGUCCUAUUCUAGCAAAGACAUGCACUGCCAGUGCGGCAAGCCAACGCGUUAGCCCAAUAUUAAAUUGCUUUUAUUAUACUCUGUUCACAUGGCGCACAACGAGCAUAUUGGCUUUGCGUCCUCACGUCUGUCUGUCCGUCCGUAAAGACUCGCAAAUUCAAAUAUAUGCGCUUUAGCUAAACUGUUCCGAUUAUGCUGAAUGCGCCUAAUAAGAGACGCAUCUAUUGUAUAAAUCUGUAUCCUUUAUAGUUUCGUAGCCACAGUUCAUAAAAUUGGUAGGUAGAUCCUCCAACAUAGAGAAUAGAAUAUAUAAUAGAAUAUAAGUUUUAAGAUUUAAGUUAAAGACUCGCAAACUAAAAUUUAUAUGCUAGAGUGUAUCCGCCUAAGCUAAACUGUUCCGAUUGUUCUGAAUGCGACUUCACAGUCUUGUAGCCGCAGCUCAUAAAAUUGGUAGAUAGAUCCUAUUAGAUCUAAAACAAAGGUUUUAGGAUUUUCUAAAUCGAGAAAGUCUAUAUUCUUCACAGCUCUUAACCCGCUUCUUAGUUAAAAAACAUGCCAUGUCCAGGCAAUAUUUGACAGUUUAGGAGUUACUGUCUACAGUUUUGGAGCCACCAUAGCUAUCGGCUUGUGUGUCUGCGAACAGAGUAUUGGCUAGUCGGCUGCAGCCGACUCUCGUAAUUGUAAGUGUAAAGUGAAAAGUGGUUCACGUCAAGACAAAAAGAAACAAUUUUUAUGAUUUAAGCUAAUUUGCCCAACCGUAGAUAAAA